CUAACGUUCUUGGUUAUGAUAAGUUUUAAUGGUUCAUUUAUGGAUUAACCCAACUUAUUCUGUACGAAUAUACAGACAUACCUUUUGUUUGUUCAUACCUUUUCUUUAUUUUUGUGAUUACAACAAUUAAAAUCGGAUUAUUUAAAAUAAAAAAAGACAAGCCCAAUCCAGUUUCUCUUUUAAGAAUCUUCAAAACCCUAAGGCUUUGUUUGGAUUGAUGGAAUCGGAUGGAGCGGAGCGGAAUGGAAUGGAAUAAAAUGAUAUUCCGUUGUUUGGAUAAUUUAAAAACGGUGAAGACUGUGGCAUAUUGAGUGAUGAUGAAGAGGUUUUUCAAGAGGAGAAUCUCGAGUUUGAUACUGGUUUUGGCAACAUUAUAGUAGUGGAUAAUACCCCUGUUGUUACCAAAAAGAAAUUCGCGAAGCUUGAAGGUGUUAUUAGGAAGAUUUUUAAUCAGAUGAGUGUUAUUAAGGAUGAUGGGUGUUAUUAAGGAUGAUGGCUUCUGGAUGCCUGUUGAUCCUGUCACUGAAAAGACAGUUGGUUACUGCUUCAUUGAGUACAAUACUCCUCAGGAAGCUGAGCUUGCGAAAGAGAAGGCCCAGGGAUACAAGUUGGAUCGUUCUCACAUAUUUACUGUUAGUAUGUUUGAUGAUUUUGACCGGUUUAUGAGAGUGCCGGAUGAGUGGGCUCCUCCUCCAAGAAAAGAAUAUGCCCCAGGGGAAAAUCUCCAACAAUGGCUAACUGAUGCUAAGGCCCGAGAUCAGUUUGUGAUUCGUGCUAGUUCAGAUACGGAGGUUUUGUGGAAUGAUGCUAGGCAUUUAAAGCCUGAUCCUGUUUAUAAACGUGCAUUUUGGACUGAGAGUUUUGUACAAUGGUCUCCUCUGGGCACAUACUUGGCAACAGUUCACCGUCAGGGGGCAGCAGUCUGGGGAGGUGCUACAACCUUCAAUCGUCUCAUGCGUUACGCUCAUCCCCAGGUGAAGCUAAUUGAUUUUUCACCUGGCGAGAAGUAUUUGGUAACUUAUAGCAGCCAUGAACCAAGCAAUCCCCGGGAUGCUAAUAGGGUUAUAAUAAAUAUAUUUGAUGUGAGAACUGGUAAAGUGAUGAGAGAUUUUAAGGGAAGUGCUGAUGAUUUCGCUAUCGGAGGUACCGGGGGUGUCACUGGAGUGUCUUGGCCUGUUUUCAAAUGGAGUGGUGGAAGGGAAGAUAAGUACUUUGCAAGGAUGGGGAAGAAUGUACUUUCAGUAUACGAGGCAGAAACAUUUUCUCUCGUUGACAAAAAAUCCUUAAAGGUUGAAAAUAUAAUGGAUUUCAGCUGGUCACCAACUGAUCCCAUCAUUUCACUGUUUGUUCCCGAGUCAGGAGGUGGGAACCAGCCUGCCAGGGUAAGUCUUGUUUCAAUCCCCAGCAAAGAAGAACUCAGACAGAAAAACCUUUUUAGUGUCAGUGACUGCAAGAUGUACUGGCAGAGCAAUGGGGAUUACCUUGCUGUUAAUGUGGACCGAUAUACCAAGACAAAGAAAAGUACUUACACUGGCUUUGAGCUUUUCCGUAUUAAGGAACGUGACAUACCGAUUGAAGUCCUAGAGCUUGAGAAUAAGAAUGAUAAGAUCAUUGCAUUUGCUUGGGAGCCAAAGGGACAUAGAUUUGCCGUUAUUCACGGCGACAACCCUAAGCCUGACAUUAGUAUCUAUUCUAUGCGGACUGCUCAGAACACUGGUCGUGUUUCAAAGCUCACUACUCUGAAAGGAAAGCAGGCAAAUGCUUUAUUUUGGUCUCCUGCAGGCCGCUUCAUUGUAUUAGCAGGGUUGAAAGGAUUCAAACUGUAACAUAAAAGCCUUCAACAGGUUCAGGACUAGUUUCAUAUUUUGCAUUUGAGAGAUCCCAGAAGACUUCAACUUUUGAAUAUCCAUGAUGAAUAUGUUCCACUUCAACCAACUUGCAUCCUUUUUUCUUUCUGAAAAGCCUUGAGUUUGUGUUGAGUCUGAAAACUCUUGCAGCUAGUGGAUCUUCUUCUUCAUUGAAGACUAUAGUGAGUCCUUGAUUUGAGUUGCUUUUGCUCCAAGUAACUGUGAUCAGCAUGUGUUUUUUGUUGGAGAGGGUUGCUUUGUAGAUUGAUGAGACUGAGUUUUGUGUUGAAGGGGUGAGGUUUUGAGAUAUACAAGAUGAGGAAUGUGACACAUUCACUGCAUUUUCAUUGAAACAUGAAAUUAUGUUUGAGACAUUCAUUUUUAGAAGGAAAAUCAAUGAGAGGAGGGAGAGAAGACAACCUUGUUUUUUUUACAGGACUAUGUUACAAUAUUAUUUCUAUUUAACUUCACAUUCUACUGUCUCUUUCUUACUAUAUUAUAUUAAUGUCAACUUUAAUGUGCAUCAUAUGAGAAAGUAAAGAAUAGAAGAAUGAGCAAAAAGUAGGUUAAGUGUUUUUAUAAUAUGUUUUGCCAGUUAAUAUUGUGAUUUAAAUAUGCUAUGAUUUAAAAAUUGAAAAGGAAGAAAAAAUGGCUUUAUUACUGGAAAAAGUUGGCCCUCCUCAAUAUACUAUAUAUAU
This is a messenger RNA of Vicia villosa (hairy vetch), 2545 nucleotides long. Its product is annotated as eukaryotic translation initiation factor 3 subunit B-like. Gene Ontology annotation, cellular component: eukaryotic translation initiation factor 3 complex. Gene Ontology annotation, biological process: translational initiation. The record is from RefSeq and is a predicted model, not a curated record. Gene Ontology annotation, molecular function: translation initiation factor binding; RNA binding; translation initiation factor activity. The coding region runs from base 471 to 1826 and encodes 451 amino acids. The transcript is spliced from 9 exons. NCBI's taxonomy places the organism in Eukaryota, Viridiplantae, Streptophyta, Magnoliopsida, Fabales, Fabaceae.